Gossypium raimondii (Peruvian cotton) is the source of this 3147-nucleotide messenger RNA. RefSeq lists its product as uncharacterized. NCBI's taxonomy places the organism in Eukaryota, Viridiplantae, Streptophyta, Magnoliopsida, Malvales, Malvaceae. The record is from RefSeq and is a predicted model, not a curated record. The transcript is spliced from 3 exons. Bases 787 to 1191 code for a protein of 134 amino acids.
AAUCUUUAGCUGCAAUGGCUCUUAAUAACUCAGAACAAAAUGACUCAAUAAACAAUCAAACUGUGAAUUCUGCAUUUGAAAUUAGAUUUGAUGUUGGUAAAUCGUUUACUGCCACUUUAACUAAGAAAAUAUCCCUGUUGAUUGAUGAAAGCAAUUUUCUGCCAUGGAAACAGCAUGUUUGCCUAACUCUGAAAACGCAUAGGUUACAAGGUUAUGUAGAGGAAACUAUAGCCAUUCCUCCUAGGGUGAUUAGUACUGAUACGGGGUUACAAAUAGAAAAUCUUACUUUUGUUGCUUAUGAGCAACAAGAUUCUGCCCUUGCGUCAUGGUUGAUGUCUUCAGUCAAUCCCUCUUUGCAUACGCAUUUGGUUGGCCUGCAUUCUGCUUUUGAAAUAUGGAAUAAGUUGAAUCAAAUAUUUGCUCUUCAGUCACGAACUAAGAGAAUGCAUUAUAGAUGCAUGUUGCAUAAUGUUAAAAAGCAAGAUAAGACAAUGAGAGAAUAUCUAGCUGAAAUUAAGCAUAUUUGCGAUGUGUUGUCCGGCUGUGGUCAAAAUAUUCAUGAGGAGGAACAACAAUUUGCUAUUCUUAAUGGUUUACCUAUUGAAUAUGAGAAUAUUGUUUCGAUUAUCACUUCCAACCAGCAACCUUAUGACCUUCAGUGAGUUGUUUCAGCCUUGUUGGAUGCAGAUGCGAGGAUAAAACUUCAGGGAAAUGUCAUGAGUAUAAAUGCUAAUGUAGUCGUGCAGCAACAAUUCUCAGCAAACAGCAGUGGCAACAUUAAGUCGAAUGACCAGAUCCUUAAUUCUAACUCUGAAGCUACGAAUGUGCAUACCAGACCUUACUAUCAAGGUCCAGGUUCUACUCAAGCUGUUUCAGAGGGUAACCAAAUCUCUCCAUGUGUGCAAGCUACACCGACAGUGGUUACAGACCCGGCUUGGUAUCCAGAUACUGGUGCGACAUGGCAUCUCACACAUGAUUCCACUCAUUUGCAGCACUCUAACCCUGCCACAGGAUCACUCAACUACUUCUCCACACGAUCAGCAUCAGUUUCAAAAUUCUCCAAAUUCUGCAUCUGUACCAUCACCUGAGUUAAUGCCUCAAGAUUUGCCAAAACAGUCACAACUUAAUAUUCACCCCAUGAUUACAAGGGGCAAGUCAGGUAUUGUAAAACCAAAAAUUAUCUCUUAUUAGGUUACUAAUAUACCUUUUUCCCCUGCAGACAUUCAUGAAGCCAUGAGGUUUCCUCAAUGGCAACAAGCAGUUCAUAACAAACUUGAUGCACUGGUGAGGAAUCAAACGUGGAGCUUAGUUUCCCUACCACCAAACCGAUAUGCUGUGGGAUGCAAAUGGUUUUUCAAGUUGAAGAAACAAGCUGAUGGUACUGUGGAUCGCUUCAAAGCCCGACUGGUUGCCAAGGGAUAUGCUCAAAAAAUCGGCUUCGAUUUUCAUGACACUUUCAGUCCGGUAGCAAAAGCAAAUACCAUUCGUACUCUCCUCUCCUUAGCGGUUACUCAUGGUUAGGAAUUGAGGAAAGUGGAUGUGGACAAUGCCUUCUUCAAUGGAGAUCUUGUUGAGGAAGUGUUUAUGCAACAACCCCCGGGUUUUGAGCAGCGAAAUGACGAAGGUCAACCCCUAGUUUGCAAACUAUGAAAGGCACUUUAUAGCCUCAAACAAGCGCUGAGAGCCUAGUUUCAAAAGCUCAAAUAUUUUCUGUGUUCCAAGCUAAAUUUUCAAGCUUUAUGUGCUCACCCUUUUUUAUUUACACGUCAAAGCGAAGAAACUAGGAUAUGGUGCUUGAUGUAUGUUGAUGAUAUUAUUCUCACUGGUAGUAAUUCGAAGGAACUAAGUGAUGUUAUCCAUCAGUUAAACACGUCAUUUUCUCUUAAGGAUUUGGGACCUCUGUAUUAUUUUCUUGAAGUGGAAGUGCAUAGACAUAAUGACACUUUACAUCUAUCGCAGAAAAAGUACAUUCGUGAUUUAAUCAACCGUACUGAUAUGGCCUCUACUACCUCGGUUCCCACUCCAAUGAUUGUGUCUCCUACUCUUACUUCAACUGAUGGUCAAUUGCUACCUACAUCCAAGGCUAUUUUAUAUAGAAGCAUUGUGGGUGGGCUUCAAUACGCAUGUCUUACCCGACCCGAUAUAGCCUUUGCUGUAAAUAAACUCAGUCAGUACAUGCACUCUCCAACUGACAAGCACUGGAUGGCAGUCAUACGAGUGCUACGAUACCUCCAAGGAACUCUUGAGUUUGGUUUGUACUACACUCCAACGGAUCAGGUUGAUGUUACAACCUUUUUAGACUCGGAUUGGGGUUGCUCUAUCGAAGAUAGGAGGUUUACUUCUGGUUUCUGCAUUUACAUAGAUGGCAACCUUGUUGGUUGGUCAUCCAAGAAGCAGCAUGUGGUGUCACGUUCCACAUCCGAGGCAGAAUUUAGAAGUGUCGCCAAUACUGCGACUGAUAUCGCUUGGUUCUUUUAUCUUCUUAUUGAUCUUGAAGAACAGUGUUGUGGGAUUACAACGUAUGGUAUGAUAAUUCUAGAGUAGUCCAGAUAUCGGCAAAUCCUGUUCUACAUUUAAGGAUGAAACAUGUCGAGCUUGACCUCCAUUUCGUCCGAAAAAAAGUAGUAAAGGGUAACCUUCAAAUCAAUCAUGUUGCUUCACACAAUCAAGUUGCAGAUUUAUUCACUAAACCUUUAAGUGAAUCUCAAUUUGUUGCGCUGCGAUCAAAGCUUGGAUUAUGUCAACUUUGCUCAUAUCCACUGCUUUUGUUUUCUCAGAGGAGGAGAAAACAGGGGGAACAUCAGGUAGUAAGAAUGACCUUCAGGUGUUCGAUGGUAUGUUUGAGUUAAGCACAACAUAGCUUACUCGCCGCCUAUGACUGCAAGGUGUUUGUUAAAAUGCUUGUGAGAAAACGUCUACCUUGUUCUAGCCCAUUUCUGGUUUAGCAUUUCUGUUAACGACCCAUUUGGUUUCUGGUUUAUCAAUUAAGUCUGUUAUGGUUGUUAUAACGAGUGGUACAGCUAUAGCUCGUUUGCUAUUUUUUCUUAUUGAUGUAUCUAGAACACCUGAACUCUUAUAAGUAGCCUAGGUGCUGCUCUAUCAUUCUCAUGUUAUCAAUGAUGAUUAAAUCGAGUGUUACACUCACAA